AUGGCACUCAACACCCUCCGCCUCAACCACCAGAAAUCUAGCCACCCUAACGACCGUAUUGUCUUCAUCAAGCCACUGCCACGCCCAUCCACCCACCAAUCAGACUACGACACCGCAGACCUCUUCUUGCGGGCAAUCGCCGCGCAAUGUCUCCCCAUCAUGAAGACUCACUGGCUCGCAGUCACGACACUCGAAGAGUACGAGCCGAAUCGUGAAUUUAUGGGCCGCAACUUCAACCACGGUGAAUGCAUUCAAUUGGUGCUGAAGUCAAAGUCUGGGAGGUGGCUGCCGUUCAACAUGGUGCAGAUGGUAAUGAUGCAUGAACUGGCGCAUAAUGUGGAGAUGAACCAUUCGAAGCGUUUUUGGGCAAAGCGGAAUGAGUACGCGGGCGAGAUGAGGGAGCUGUGGGGUAAAGGCUACACGGGAGAGGGGUUCUGGGGAAGCGGUAGGGCACUGGGGGAGAUGGGCAGCGUGAUGGGCAACAACGUGAUGAGGAGUGAGGAAUUGCAGGAUCUGCCACUAUGCGGCGGGACUUAUCGGAGUCGGAGGCGGAAGAGGAAGGCGGGUGGGCAGCAGCAGGAGCUGACGUGGAAAGAGAAGAAGGAGAGGAGAAUUGAGAAGAAAUUUGGGAAGAAUGGAGUCAGUCUGGGCAGCGAUGAGGAUCAGAGGAUGUUGUACGAGAUGGGCAAAGGGCCGGUCGGUGGGAAUCCCAGAGUGGCGCAGAGUAAGCGUGGACGAGAGCUACGGGCCGCGGCAGCGUUGGCACGGUUCGAGCAGAGCAAGAAGGAGCCAAAGGAAGAAGUCAAGGAAGAGACCGAGGACGACGACGGCGACUACGAAGACAUCGAUGUCGACAUGGAAGACGCCACAGACCUCGACGGACAGCGGCUACUCGACGCGAGCGGUAGAUCCAUGGUCAGAAUAUGCGGCGAAGAGGACACGGACGAUGUCCAAGUCAAGCAGGAGCUGGAAGAACUCGAGGGCCUGGAACGCUAUUUCCCACGUCUACCGAAGAAGCAGCCAGAGCACGACAGCAAUGGCGAGAACCCGCGUGUUCCAGCCAACGAUGGCCAGCUAGAGCAAGAACUUGGGGGAUCAGAUACCACAACAGCCACCGCCUCUCCCACGCCGGAGCCACACCCGCCUUCCGACAACCCGCAACCACCCAGCCCCAACCCUCCCCCUAACGACACCACACAGCCAGCUCUCCCUACCACGGCACCACCCUCCCCAGCUGCCCCAGCCCCAGCCCCAACCCCACCCUCCACAUCCUCCAACCUCACCUGCCCAAUCUGCUCGCUCGCCAACCCCCCUGUCUCGCCCACCUGCCUAGCCUGCAGCCACGUGCUGGACACGCAGAAAGACCCGCGGCACUGGCGCUGUCGCUCCCAGACCUGCAGGGAGAGCCGGUACGUGAACGCCGGGGACGCGGGCGUGUGUGGGAUUUGUGGGGCGAGGAGGCCUUGA
Molecule: messenger RNA, 1467 nt
Organism: Cyphellophora europaea CBS 101466
Lineage: Eukaryota; Fungi; Ascomycota; Eurotiomycetes; Chaetothyriales; Cyphellophoraceae
Exons: 1
Coding region: 1-1467 (488 amino acids)
Source: RefSeq, a predicted model, not a curated record